This is a messenger RNA of Parathielavia appendiculata, 2620 nucleotides long. Its product is annotated as threonyl-tRNA synthetase. The coding region runs from base 86 to 2404 and encodes 772 amino acids. The transcript is spliced from 3 exons. Gene Ontology annotation, biological process: threonyl-tRNA aminoacylation. Gene Ontology annotation, cellular component: cytoplasm. Gene Ontology annotation, molecular function: ATP binding; threonine-tRNA ligase activity. The record is from RefSeq and is a predicted model, not a curated record. Lineage: Eukaryota; Fungi; Ascomycota; Sordariomycetes; Sordariales; Chaetomiaceae.
CUCAACGAGUCUCAGGGGCCGCAAAUCCUGCACCUUCGCCAUUUGCCGCCAAUUUCCACGCUCCGAGUCUCGCAAUCAAGCCACCAUGGAGAAGGUCACUGAGGCUCUGCAGAAAGCCGCCAUUGGCGGCGGCGAGAAGAAGCCCAAGAAAGAGAAGAAGACCGCGCCAGCUGCCGACACCGACGCGGGUCCCCUCGAGAUGGACCCGCCCCCGGCCUUCAUCCAGGAGCGUCUCGAGCUCUUCGACCGUCUAUACAGAGAGCAGCAGGAGGAGCUCGCGAAGAAGCCGCGCGAGGAGAUUACCAUCACAAUGCCCGACGGCACCAUCAAGCCCGGCAAAGCCUACGAGACUACCCCCGCCGAGAUCGCAAAGGGCAUCUCCAACAGCCUGUACAAGCGCACUGUUGUCGCAAGAAUCGAUGGGGAGCACCUGUGGGAUCUCGACCGCCCCCUUGAGAAGAGCUGCAAGCUGGAGCUGCUCGACUUCAACGACGACCAGGGCAAAUUCGUCUUUUGGCACUCGAGCGCUCACAUUCUCGGCGAAGCCUGCGAACGGAGAUUUGGCUGUUCGCUGUGCAUUGGUCCUCCGGUGGACAACGGGUUCUACUACGAGAUGGCUCUGCCGGGGGGUGCGGCUGUGCAUGCCCACGACUGGGCCCCUCUCGAGACCAUUGUGUCCAAGAUCGUGAAGGAAAAACAGCCUUUCCAGCGAUUGGAAAUGAGCAAAGAAGACUUGCUCAAGAUGUUUGCGUAUAACCCCUACAAGGUUCACAUCAUCAAGGACAAAAUCCCGGACGGUACGAGAACCACCGUAUACAGGAACGGCCCGCUGAUCGAUCUCUGCCGUGGACCCCAUGUGCCCGAUACCAGCAGGAUCGAGGCCUUCGCCAUCAUGAAGAACUCGGCCUCAUAUUUUCUUGGCGAUGCCAACAACGACUCGCUCCAGCGCAUUUACGGCGUGUCCUUCCCCGACAAGAAGCAGAUGGCCGCUCACAAGAAGUUCCUCGAGGAGGCUGCCAAGCGUGAUCACCGCUUGAUCGGAAAGCAGCAGGAGCUUUUCUACUUUGAGGAGUGCUCGCCAGGCUCUGCCAUGUGGUUGCCCCAUGGUAUGCGAAUCCACAACGCCAUCAUGGAGUAUAUCCGUGAGGAGUACUGGAAUCGUGGUUACGACGAGGUUAUGACUCCCAACAUGUUCAACGUCAGCCUAUGGGAGCAGUCCGGCCACUUGGCCCACUACAAGGAAGACAUGUUUCUGCUUGAUGUGGACAAGGAGCAGUUUGGCCUCAAGCCCAUGAACUGCCCAGCCCAUGCAAUGAUGUUUCGCCACAGGGAGCGGAGUCACAAGGAGUUGCCCCUGCGUCUUGCCGAUUUUGGUGUGCUGCACCGGAACGAGGCCAGCGGCGCACUGAGUGGCUUGACCAGAGUCAGAAGGUUCCAGCAAGACGAUGCCCAUAUUUUCUGCCGCGAGGACCAAAUCAAGGAGGAAGUCGCAGAUCUGUUCGACUUUAUGAGUUCCUUCUACGGCAUGCUGGGUCUUACCUUCAAGCUCAAAUUGUCCACCCGCCCGGAUAAGUACAUGGGCGAGAUCGAGAUAUGGAAUCGUGCCGAGGCUCGCCUUAAGGAAGCCCUUGACGAGUUUGCCGCUGCCAAUGCCGGCGCCUCCUGGGAGCUCAACCCCGGCGAUGGUGCCUUCUACGGGCCGAAGAUCGAUAUUGCUGUUCUGGACUGCCUUAACAGAUCCUGGCAAUGCGCCACCAUUCAGCUCGACUUCCAACAACCCAUCAACUUUUCUCUCGAGUACCAGACUGCCGAGGGCGCACACAAGGACAAGACCGACGCCGCAGAGCCCGCCCCCGCUCCGGCUCCGGCGCCUGACGCUGCGGUGGACGAGAAGAAGGAGGUCAAGGAGAAGAAGAAGCCUCUGCUGAUUAAGAAGCCGCUGUCCCCUGGCUGCGCACGACCCGUCAUGAUCCACCGUGCCAUGGCUGGCAGUAUCGAGCGCUUCACUGCCAUUCUGGCUGAGCACUUCGCGGGCAAGUGGCCCUUCUGGAUGUCGCCGCGGCAGAUCAUGGUCAUUCCGGUCGGCAUGGGCUUUUUGGGCUAUGCCAAGGAGGUGGCUGCACUUCUGAAGAAGGAGCGCUUCCAUGUUGAUGUGGACAGCUCCGGCAACACGCUCCAAAAGAAGAUCCGCAACGCUCAGCUGGCUCAAUACAACUUCGUCUUCGUGGUCGGCGACGAUGAGAUGCGCAACCACAAGGUCAACAUCCGCUAUCGCGACGACACCUCAACUCAGGCGAGAGAUGUCCCCUAUGACUUGGAUGAGGCGGUCGAGAAGCUGCGGAAGCUCAAGGCUGACAGGGGGAUGUAUAACCCCUUCCCUCACAAGAAGGAGGAGAAGGCGUAGAUGUAGAUAUAUGCGGCGCAAAAUAGUGUAGAGCUUUUCAUGGAUGAAGCAUGGAGCAUGGGGAUUUCCUGCGAGGAACCUAACGACCAGGGACGAUCUAGCUGCCACUGAGCUCAACAUGAUGUUAAAGGAACUUGAAUCAGACGGAUGUAAUGCGAGACGAGACUGUGGCUGCGAUAUGCAAAGUAGAGUACACCAAACCAAUGCUAAUGUAAA